CUCUCUCCUUCUCUCUCUCUCACUGAAGCCUCAAAUCCUUCCCGCAUUCUGAAUAUCGCUGUGGUGGGUGAUGGUGGUGAUGAUGAUGGUGGUGCUGAUGGUGAUUUCAGUGUCUCUCAACAGCCAUUAAACCGAAACACUUUGAAUCCACGCGGGUUCAACCAGAAGAGCGACGGAAGUGGUGAGGAAGCAAGAAGAAGCGGAAGCGAAUUUCGCAAUCGACCGCUGGGUGGCCUCCAUUUUGGAUGUCUACUCUGCCGCCGUCGCCUUCUUCAUCCUCUCAGCGGAUUUAACGGUGGGGACGGGGGGGGAGAAGCACUGGAGAAGAGAGGAGUGCAGAACUCUCGCAAUGGUUUUAGGCAGUGCCUAAGAGGAGCGGACGAGGACGGCAAGCGGAGGUGAAGCGGACGGGAAGCCGGAAAGGGAAGCGAAUGGAAUCGCAGAAAGGAAGAUAGAAGUUGAGCGGAAGCAAGUUGAAGCGCAGUGGAGGAGAGGGGCGGCGGUGUGGGGGGGGGAGCAAAGCCAAAGGGAAGCACAGCAGAGCAGAGAUUAGCGAUGCAGAGCGAAGCGUCGAGAAGCAAGGUGGAGCAGACUGAAGCAUCGAGGAGCACGGUGAAGCGAGCCGGAGCUUAACGAAAGCCGAGGUGGAGGUGGCGGGUUUCUGGAGGCGGCACCGAAAAGGCGACGCGGAAUUUACAUGAAGCGAAGCAUCGGAAAGCGCCGAGAAGUGUUAGGGAUCAAAGUGAAGCACAGAGAAGCACAGAGAAGCGUUGAGAAGUAUACGGGUGUUAGACACCGCAGAGAAGGCUUAGGGAAGUGCUGGGAAGCAUUGGAAAACAAUCGGUCGCAACUAAAAUCAUUAAGGAAGCACACCGAAGCAUAGCGGAUUGGUACCAAGGGACACAAAGCACACAGAAAGCACCGAGGAAGCAACCGUGAAAGCAGCAGGGAGUUGAGUGAAGCAGGGAUGCACAUUUGUUGUCGGAAAACUCAGGAGAAGUGACGCACGAAGCACCAGGAAGGAAGCAGCAGGGAAGCAAGGCAAAGGGCCUCAAAGGUAACAGGGUUCAAGGAAAAAGUCCGCUUUGAACCAGGCGACAGGUGGGAACAAACAGCGAGGGCAGUUGGAACACGAGGACAAGAGGAAGGAGGAACGUGCUGUGAUGGAACUAAAACACGUGUCUCUUUAACGAAAGGAGCAAAUUGGAAACCAAGAGAAUUUCUUUAACGAAAGGGGCAGUUGGAACAAAGGCAGUUUAUUUAACAAAAGGGUCAGUUGGAACAAAAGGAGUUUCUAUAACAUAAGGGGCAUUGGAACAAAGGCAGUUUAUUUAACAAAAGGGGCAUUGGAACAAAGGCAGUUUAUUUAACAAAAGAGGCAGUUGGAAUCAAGGCAGUUCAUUUAACAAAAGAGGCAGUUGGAAUCAAGGAAGUUUCUUUAACAAAAGGGGCAUUGGAACAAAGGCAGUUUAUUUAACAAAAGGGGCAUUGGAACAAAGGCAGUUUAUUUAACAAAUAAGGCAGUUAGAAUCAAGGCAGUUUCUUCAAUGAAAGGGGCAGUUGGAACUUAGCCAGUUCGUUUAAGGGAAGAGGAAGUUGGAACAAAAUCAAUUUAUUUAGCAAAAGGUGGCAGUUGGAAGAAAGCAGUUUUCUUUAACAAAAGGUGGCAGUUGGAACAAAGCGGUUUCUUAAACGAAAGAGACAGUUGGGAACAAAGGCAGUUUUUAAACGAAAGGGACAGUUGUAACGAAGCAGUUUUCUUUAACAAAAGGAGCAAUUGGACAGGGGAAACCGUAGAACAAAUAAACUGUUGCGAAGAAAAGGAAUUUACUUGACAAUGGACGGUUGAAACAAAUGAGUAUUUGGAGCAAGAGCGACAGUUGUAACAAGUCAAUUGCUGGAACGAAACUAAAAAUAUUGAAGCAAGGGUAAACUGUUUGAACAAUCUAGCUAUCGGAACAAGCAAAACGAAUUAACAGUUGGAACGAUAGGAAACGCUUGGAACAAGGCACUAGUUCGUAGCAACUGUAAGAAUAUACCUGUUUGUGCACAGGAAUAGAUAAGGAAACAACGCGACAGUUUGGAACACGGCAACAGUUGGAACAAGUCAGCAGUUUGAACAAGGUGACUAUUCGAUGAGAACAUUAAUUUGGGGGGUUAUACGAAUCUUCUUCUGGGCUUUUUGUAGCUAAGGAAUAUUUGGCAGGAAGGUGUCGUUGGAAAAGACGUACAGCUGGAACAUUCCAAUAGUUUGGAACAAAGUCCGUUUUUGGAACAAGACAACUAACUGUUGGAACACGACGGCCGUUGGAAUAAGACAGCCACACUCGUUGUAUGAACACAAAUAUAGGAUUUCGACCUUUGUGGGUCUCGUCAGCAAAGUCAGUAUAUUUUUAUAAGCAAGUGAACUGUGGACCGGUUUUUGCACCUUUGCUGGUCUCAUCAGUAGUUGCAUCAGAGUCAGCCUCAUAUCGUUUGAGCAGGAGAGUGAACUGAACAACAUUUAUAUGUGUAUUCAACCUCUGCGGGUUUCCACCAGCAGCAUCGCUCAGUUUUGUUUUAAGCACGCAAAGUCUGUGCCGGUUUAGAACCUUCGUGGGCCUCUCGUCAGCGGCACCAGAGCUGGUGACAUCUCGUCCAAGCAGGCAAAAACGAGUAAACUCUGGAGCAGCGUCACCUUAAGUCGGAGCUCAUCGGUGAAACCGUGCUCGACCGAGAGAAGCCUAUAAACGGCUUCGACCUUCCGUGGGGGGUCUCAUCAUCACCGUCGUCUUAAUUGUCAAUCGAAGUCGGUCGGACCUCUUCCAAGCUCGCGGACUCCGUUCCCCUCUCGCGCCGCUCAUCGUCGUCGUCGUCGUCGUCGUCAUCAGCGUGGUGGAACCGUCACCGUGCUAAGCAAUGGGCACCCUGCGCGACCUGCAGUACGCACUCCAGGCCAAGAUCGAGGAGCUGAGGCAACGCGACCAGCUCAUCGACGAGCUGGAGCUGGAGCUCGACCAAAAGGACGAGCUCAUCCAGAAGCUGCGUAACGAGCUCGAUAAGUACCGCUCGGUGCUGCUGAGACCCAGCGGGCUCCACCACCAUCACCACCAUCAUCAGCACCAGCAGCAGCAGCAUCAACACCCUCAUCAGCAGCCUAAUCAGCAGCAGCAGCAGCAGCCUCUGCAACAUCAGCAGCAGCAUGAUUGUGAAAUUCAAAGUGCAAAUCAGCUUCACGAUAUUCAUCAGCUUGAUCAGCAGCAACAGCAGCAGCAGCAGCAGAUGCUUCUGAAGGAUUUGAAGUUGGCUUGUGUUGCUGCUGCUGAUGAUGAUGACGUUGACAUUGGCGGUUGUGGCGGCGGUGGUGGCAUUAUUGGUGACCUUGGUAACAUUGGAGGUGGUAGUGGUGGCGGCGGCGGCGGCAUUGUUGGUGGAGUGAUGGGUGGGACACACGAGAGAGUCGGUGGAGGGAGUGGGGGAGUAGGACAUGAGCCUCAGAGGAGCAAGAGGCAGGCCAUCUCUGCCGAGCCCACGGCCAUCAACGUCCAGGACAUCGGAGGAGUCAAGCUGCCGUCGUUCCCCAAGAGCAUUGAGUCUCGGGAGUUGAUUCGCGAGGCGAUCCUGGACAACGACUUCAUGAAGAACCUGGAGCUGUCGCAGAUCCUCGAGGUGGUCGACUCCAUGCACCCGGUGGAGUUCACGCGCGGCAGCUGCAUCAUCCGCGAGGGCGAUGUGGGGUCACUCGUCUACGUCAUGGAGGAGGGCCGAGUGGUCGUCACCAAGGAGGGGGUGAAGCUGUGCACCAUGAGUCCAGGGAAAGUAUUUGGCGAGCUCGCCAUCCUCUACAACUGCACCCGUACGGCCACCGUCAAGGCCAUCACGAACGUGCGCCUCUGGGCAAUCGACCGCCAAUGCUUCCAGACGAUCAUGAUGAGGACUGGCCUCAUCAAGCAGGCCGAGUACAUGGACUUCCUGAAGAGUGUGCCAUCCUUUCAGAAUCUGGCAGAGGAGGUGAUCAGCAAGCUGGCUGAUGUUAUUGAGGAGAUGCACUAUGAUGCCGGAGACUACAUCAUCAGGCAAGGGGCGAGUGGAGACACCUUCUUCAUCAUCAGCAAAGGGCAGGUGAAUGUAACGAGACAGGCCGAGGGGGUGAGUGACGAGCCUGAGCUUCUGAGGUCCCUGGGAAGGGGAGACUGGUUCGGAGAGAUGGCGUUACAGGGGGAGGACGUGAGGACAGCCAACGUGAUCGCAGUGGAGUCAGUCACGUGCCUGGUCAUCGACAGAGAGUCGUUUAAACAUCUGAUCGGGGGCAUCGAGGACAUGUCCACCAAAUGCUGCGAGGACACGGACUCCAAAGCGACCUCGGAGGUGGAAGGGUCGUUCUUCUCCAAGUUGUCUCUCUGCGACUUCACGGCGAUCGACACCUUGGGUGUGGGUGGGUUUGGUCGCGUGGAAUUGGUGCAGCUGAAGAGCGAUGUGAGCCGCACCUUUGCCAUGAAGAUCCUCAAGAAGCGGCACAUCGUGGAGACCCGCCAGCAGGAGCACAUCCGCUCGGAGAAGUCCAUCAUGAGCGAUUCGCACUGCGGAUUCAUCGUGCGACUCUACAGGACGUUCAGAGACAAUAAGUAUCUCUACAUGCUGAUGGAGGCAUGCCUGGGUGGAGAGCUAUGGACCAUACUGAGAGACAGGGGCUCGUUUGAUGACGCCACGACGCGCUUCUACACGGGCUGCGUGCUGGAGGCGUUUUCCUACCUCCACUCCAAGGGCAUCAUCUACCGAGACCUCAAGCCUGAGAACCUCAUCCUGGACACGCGUGGAUACACCAAGCUGGUUGACUUUGGGUUCGCCAAGCGAAUCGGCCUGGGCCGUAAGACUUGGACGUUCUGCGGCACUCCGGAGUACGUCGCCCCCGAGGUGAUCCUCAACCGGGGCCACGACGUCUCCGCAGACUACUGGUCGCUCGGCAUCCUCAUGUACGAGCUGCUCACGGGCAGCCCCCCGUUCUCUGGCGCGGACCCCAUGAAGACUUACAACAUCAUCCUCAGGGGAAUCGACAUGGUGGAGUUCCCCAAACGCAUCCCCAAGAACGCAGCCAUCCUCAUCAAGAAGCUCUGCCGGGACAAUCCCACGGAGAGGCUUGGGAACAUGAAGAACGGAGUGAGGGACAUUCAGAAACACAAGUGGUUUGAAGGCUUCAAUUGGGAAGGUCUCAGGAAGGGCACUCUCACUCCCCCCAUCAUCCCCAAGGUGAGCUCCCCCACGGACACGAGCAACUUCGACAGCUUCCCCGAGGACACAGAGAGCCCUCCCCCAGACGACGACUCGGGCUGGGACAAAGACUUCUGAUGGCUCGCCACGCCGCCUGCCGCCGGUCGGGGUAGUGGCGGCGGUGACAGUGGCGGUAGCGGUGGUAGUGGCUGUGGUAAUGGUAGUGGUGGUGACAGUGGUGGUAGUGGUGGUGGCAGUGGUAGUAGCUGUGGCAGUGGUGGUAGUGGCUUUGGUGGUAGAAGUGGUGGUGGUGGUGAAAGUGGUAGUGGCCGUGUUGGCAGUGGUGGUGGCAGUGGUGGUAGUGGUGGUGGUAGUGGUGGUGGUUGUGAUGGUGCUGCUGGUGGGAGUGGUGGUGGUGGCAGUGGUGGUAUCAGUGGUGGUGGUGGGGGUGUCUCGCGUGUAUGAGGGGUGAGUGAACAUAGGGGCAGUGCAGUACAACACCCGCCCCCACCCUAUCUCUCUCGUCGGUGUGUUGGGCGAGUUGGUUAUGGCUCGAUCGUGUGAACAUUUGUAGCAACUCAACAGUUACCAAAGCUGUAAGACGGUGCUGUGUGUCGUGGGUCGGACGAGUGAAUGGCUCGUGAGGCUCAGAGGAGCCGUUGAAGCCCUCCUGGCCCUUAGCAUAGGGAGGUUGUGAAGUUCACGAUGGCCGUGUCGGUGAGGUUCAAGAUGGCCGUGUCGGUGAGGUUCAAGAUGGCCGUGUCGGUGAGUUUCACAAUGGCCGUGUCGGUGAGUUUCACAAUUGCCGUGUCGGUGAGGUUCACAAUGGCCGUGUCGGUGAGGUUCACAAUGGCCGUGUCAGUGAGGUUCACAAUGGCCGUGUCAGUGAGGUUCACAAUGGCCAAGUCGGUGAGGUUCACGAUGGCCGUGUCGGUGAGGUUCACAAUGGGGCAAGUGUUGUUAGCGAGCACCUAUGGAGGCCGGCACUGUGGUACACGAGGGGGUGGGUGACCAGCACCACGCCCACCCGGCCGCCUUUGUCUCCCCAGUGGCGAUGUUUACUGCACAACGCACCAGGUACUCAUUUGAGGCUGAGCCGACAUAGGGGAGGCCCAGGACCGGUUCAGAUAAUCGUCACUUAUUGUUGGUGGCCGUGAGCGGGAAUCGAACUCGGGUUUCCGAGUUCGUAGUGCAGCGUAGCGCUAACUGCUCCCGCCACCGCUCCCGUCCACACACAGACACAUGCGCGCGCGAGAGUACGUUUUUUCAGUUUUCAGUUUUAAGUUUCAUUUAUUAGGUAUAACCCUGUGAGCCAUGCGGCUCUUGACUCGGGUGCAACCGCAACAAAACAAAAACAUGAACAAGAAACAUCUUGAAGUGGCUACACGCAACGGAAAAGUAAUCGGUCACCUCUAAAACCAACGAUGCAGACCACCUUGCUCCUCACCACCCCCAAUGCGAUCGCCGAUAAGACGAGUGAGAGUUGUGAGUGUGCGUUCGUCACGCGUAAACUAAUUCGGAUCAUCGCCACCGCAUCAGCAUCAACAGCAGCUGUAGAAGCGGAAGUAGCAGCAGCAACAGCUGUAGCAUCAACAGCAGAUGUAGAAGCAGAAGUAGCAGCAACAGCUGUAGCAGCAUCAGCAGCUGUAGAAGCGGAAGUAGCAGCAACAGCUGUAGCAGCAGCAGCAGCUGUAGAAGCAGAAGAAGUAGCAGCAACAGCUGUAGCAGCAGCAGCAGCAUCUGUAGAAGCAGAAGUAGCAGCAACAGCUGUAGCAGCAGCAGCAUCUGUAGAAGCGGAAGUAGCAGCAACAGCUGUAGCAGCAGCAGCUAUAGAAGCAGAAGUAGCAGCAACAGCUGUAGCAUCAGCAGCAGCUAUAGAAGCAGAAGUAGCAGCAGCGUGCAACAUAAUCGUGAACGACUGCCCCAAAUCGGAUCAUUCAGAUCGACGAUAUGAAACAAAUCAAUUCGGCUACUCCUGAAGCUGUAGCAGUUAAAGCAUCAGUUGCAGCAGAAGUAGCAGCUGUAGCAGCAGAAGUAGUUGCAACGGUAGCUGUAACAUCAGCUGUAGCAGCAGCAGAAGUAGCAGCAUGAGCAGCCGAAGUAGCUGCAACAGCAUGAGCAUCAGCAGCAGAAGCAGGAUUUAGCAUCAACCAUAGCAUCAGCUGUAGCAGCAGCAGAAGUAGCAGUUGAAGCAUCAGCUUUAGCAGCAGCAGAAGUAUCAGCAGUGACAGCAGUUGCAGCAGAAGCAACAACACUAGUAGCAGCUGCUGUUGGGGUGCGAUUGUACGACGUUUCGGGGGGGGAGCGGGGAUGUGUGUGGGUAGUGGGCUGAGCCGUCCGCUAUCGACGCCUCUGAUGGCGCUUCUUGUUGCUGGCCGCUCGCCAUUCUUUGGAAGUGGGGAGGGGGGAGACUGGGCACGCUGCUGCUGUUGUAGGAUAAAUGAAUGAAGGAACGAAUCAUUUUAGAAAAAUGUGUGGGCGCUCCUGAAGAAUCUCCCGGCAGGUGGAGCAGAACGUCGGACAUCAACGGCACGUGGGAGAAAAUGACGUGAAACUCACCGCGUUCACUAUCAAUAGCUGCCUUCUCUCUCAUCUCUCUCUCUCCUGACUUCUCUUCCCCUCUCAACCUCUCCUCCCUCUCUCUCCCUCCUCUAUUUCCUCGCUCUCCCUCUCUUCAUUCCCCCCUCCUCUCCCCAUUUCCCUCGUCCACCUAUCUUCCUCUCUCAAUCUUCUCUGUCUUGACCUGUCCCUCUCUUGUCUCUCUCCUCUCUCCUGACCCCUCUUCCUCUUUCCCUCUCUUCAUUCUCCCCUCCUCUCCUCGCCCUCGUCCCACUCUCUCCCUCUCUCUUUUUUUUACGAUCAAUCUUAUCUACCUUGACCUCUCGCUCCCUCAUCCCCUCUCUCUUUUGUUGUUGUUGUGUUUUUUGUUUUUUUGUGUGCAUCCCCUCUCUCGUCCAUCUCACUCCGUCUCUUUCCUCCCUCUCCUCCUAUCUCCCCAUUUCUCUCAUCGUCAUCAUCUCUCUCCUCCACCACCUCUUUCUCUCACUCGCUCUCUCACUCCUCCUUAUCUCUCGUCCCUCUCUCUUCCCUCUACCCCUCUGCUAUCUUUCGUCCCCUUUCAUCCUUGUCUCUCCCCCCCCUCUCACUCGCUAUCUCUCCACCUUAUCUCGCUCUCUCGUCUCUCUAGUCCUCUCUCCUCUCACUCCUUAUCUCACGUACCUCUCUAUACCCCUAUCUCUCUCACUCAUCUCCCCCCUCUCACUCCUAUCUCCUCGAUCUCUCUGGCUCCUCCCUUUCUCUUGUCCCUCUUUUUCUCUCUCCCUCUCUCUCCCAACCGGCUCUUAUCUCCCUUGUGGGGUGCAAAAAGUGCCUUAUGUAAUCUGCAUGAAACGUAACACAAACCGCCGGGUGAACGCAACUCCACACACACACAAAAAAUGAUACAUAGAGACAAAGUUCCCCCGUAUAGCCUUUAGCAGACUAUUGGGGGCAAGUGCUGUUAGCGAGUAGCAUCUGUGAAGGCCUGCACGGCACACGAGGGGGUGGGUGGCCAACCCCACCCCUGGCCGCCUUUGUCUCCCUAGUGGCAAUAUUUUUACACAUAGUACCAGGUACUCAAUUGAGGCAGAGUCGACCUAGGAGAGGCCUAGGACCGGCUCAAAUAAUCGUAACUGGUGUUGGCCUUGAGCGAGAAUCGAACUCGGGAUGCCUGGUUCAUAGCGCAGUGUAGCACUAACCGCUACACUACCGCUCCCCACACACACUACACACAACACGUAGGUCCACGCGGCCGCCAUGAUGCCGUGAGGUGUUUCUGGCGACGGUUCGGUAGUUGCCAUUGUUGAGUCCGCGUCAAGUUGUUGUGCGCGAUG
This is a messenger RNA of Lethenteron reissneri (Far Eastern brook lamprey), 9059 nucleotides long. RefSeq names its product cGMP-dependent protein kinase 1-like. Gene Ontology annotation, molecular function: cGMP-dependent protein kinase activity; ATP binding. Gene Ontology annotation, biological process: protein phosphorylation. NCBI's taxonomy places the organism in Eukaryota, Metazoa, Chordata, Hyperoartia, Petromyzontiformes, Petromyzontidae. The record is from RefSeq and is a predicted model, not a curated record.